AGAAGAAAGCGCGCGAGGAGAAUAGGUCUUCGGAUUCGGCAAGCCAGCCUAGAUCACUCGUCGCCUCGGUUGUACGUAUAGCGCCGACCACCGAUGGAUCCUGAGCAGCCUUCACACACGGCCGAGACCCCGGUGCGGAGGAAGAUGGCGAGGGGCAGGAAGAUAAAAGCGCCCAAGACGCCCCAAGGCGCGGAGGAACAUAGCGCGGCUGCCGCGGCAAUCGCCCCAAGAGACUCGCCCCGGGUCGGCGAGGUUUCCGAGCACGGCAGGGACGAAGACGCUCGUCACCGAAGAGAAGACGGGCCGCGAGAUGACGCGACGCCUUUUGGGCGUUCCCAGCACGUCCUCGAUGACAGCGCAGGCGGCACCGACGUGCCGAGGCCAGCCGUCAAGGCGUCCUCGUGUCCGGCAACCUCCGUCGGGCCGGGGACUGGAGAAACGGGAUCGCUCAAGGAGCACGCAGCGCCGGACGCACCGCACUACCACAACCCCGGCGCUGCGACACUGGAUGGGCCUUCCAGGUUACAUAUGACAGGCCUGACCUUGAGCAGGACAGCGGCGCGUUCGUCGCGAAGCAGCACGGCCGACGGACCUCGCGCGGGCCGAGGCGGGAACCGAGUGUCGCCCGUGAUGCCCAGCACGGAGCUGAGCGCGGCCAGGUCGGCGACGGGCCCAGACAGCGGCCACAGGCAGGCGCCGCAGGGCCACUUCCAGCCCAUACCCGUAAAUCCACGGCCGACGCUGCAACCGUUCGCUAUGGUCAUCAUCGGCGCGCACAUAACAACCUCCAUCGGAGCGACCCUGCUCAUGGCGGUGCUCUUCGCCAAGAGGUCCGCUCCCGCCGGAGACGUGUGCCAGUCGCACGAGUGCCGCGAGUACGCGAAGCUGCUGCUGUCUUCCGUCGACACCACGGUCAGUCCCUGCCACAACUUCACGCGCUUUGUGUGCGGUCGCUGGGAACGCAACAGCGAGCUGAGUGUGCGCGAGACUCUGUACGUGCGAGCUGUGGAACGCAUGAGGCGGCACCUGUUCGACAUCGAGGUGCCUUCCUCGGGACAGAACAGCGUCCAGAGGGCCGCCGCUGUGUAUCGCAGCUGCGUGAACGUGCUGCGGGGCCACGCGGACGAAGUCGUCUCUGUCAAGCGGGCUCUGACCGAGGCUGGCAUCGCAUGGCCUAGGCAUUCGGAUCCCGCCGAUGUAGACCUGGUGCACACGCUCCUGUACGCCUCGUUGAGGCUCGGCUGGGACGUCAUCCUGCGCCUAACGCCUCGCUUGUCCGAAGAGCGCACGACGCUGCUGGUGAACCCCGGCAGGGCUUUCCGGCACCUUGUACAGCGGCGACCGAGCGAGGGCGCGGCCUUCGACACCUACUUCAACACACUAAGAAAAGCUUUUGGAAACGGCGACCACGGCGAGGCUAACGUUGCGGAAACUCUGCUCGUCGAGGACAUCAUUCGCCGCAACCUGACGACGUCCUACUCGCUUCGGACUCCGCGCCAAGUGCUGUCCGAAGCGACGUACUUCCCGCUCGCAGGACAUCGCUGGAAGGCCGCCCUCAGCAACCUGACGUUGCAUGUGCGCAACUUGGAAUUCGUGACGACGGCGCACGACUACGUGGUCGAAUUCUUCAGCGUCUGGGAGUCUAUGGGUGAAACGCAGGCGCACUAUUUGACCUCUUGGGCCGUGGUACAGGUGGCUGCCCUGUACGCCAGCCGCGAGCUGAUCGUCAACUUCCACCGCGGCAGCGCGAGACGGGCGGUGGCCUACCACGGCGCGUUUUGCGUCGGCGCCGCGUACGCCUUUUCUCGCCGAGCCGUGUUUCUCCGUUACAUGGAAGAGGUGAUGCGAGGCAGCACCCGCGCGGACGCGGAGCGCGUGGCCAAUCACGUGGUCGAGGCGCUCUUCCGCCGCCUCGUUUCGUGGCCGCUCUACCGUGAGGGCGUCCAGUUCGUCGCCGACUGGUCGGCGCUGUCGCGGGACUUGCUCGGCUUCGACGCCGAAGACCGAACGCCCGGAAUCGUUGGCUACGACAUGACGACAGACUCGUUCGUCGAAAAUUGGCGAAAGUCGACGCUGCUUCCGGAGAGCGCGAGCGACUCGACGGUCAUCGAGGCCAUUGACUCGGUCGCGCUGCUGGCACUUUUCCACGAGACGCGCACCUUCCAGCUCUUGCCCGUGGCUCUGUCGUUUCCCAUCUUCGACGUCAGCCUCGUGACUGCGGUAAAUUUCGGCGGACUUGGCGGCCAGGUCGCUUCGGCAUUGGGACAGCUCCUGGUUGAGGCGUACAGCACAGACGACGUCGGUUUUGACACCGUUGGUCGUUUCCGGAAUAUGAUGGUGUGCGUGGCGGCGGAAUCCAGCCAGCUGCACGCCAAGGCCACCGCAGCCAUGGCUGUCACGGCGGCCGCGCUCUUCGACGCCUACGUGGACGACGAUCCUCUGCCCGUGCUUCUGCCAGGCCUGGAGCGCUUCACCGGAGCCCAGCUCCUGUUUGUGUCCCUCUGCUUCGCGCUCUGUGAGAAUGGUCGCAUCGGCUCGGGCAUUUGCGAUGCGGCACUUCGCAACGUCGCGGCAUUCGCCGAUGCCUUCCGGUGUGCCCCGGACGCGCCCAUGAACCCGCCGGAACGCUGCCAAGUGCCUUGACCGUGGCCUUAACUCAACGUGAUCGUGCACGCAGCGGCAAGUGUCUCACUCCAUAGUGUCUCACCUUUGCUUUUACCGAUCGCCGCACCCUGCACUGCACGUUUUUUAUUUAUUUGCAUAUUGUAACUGACUCCGAAGUGUUAUUUCCUCGUUUACCGCGUUGCCUGCAGAGACAACGUCAUUAGUGAGAGUGCCUACCUCGUAAGUGCUUUUUUUAAUGAACUGCACAUUACGCUUACCAGGCUUUCUCAGAUCAAUUUAAGCGCCAAUUGUGUCGUUGAAUUCGUAUGCUCCGAGUACAUGGGUAACAAAAGCUUACGUCGCAAUGGAGUCCUACACAUUUAUUCGAGGAGUGCCUGCUCGUGCCCACCCACGGCCGUUUAUCAACUCGUACUGUAUCUCGUUCGUUUAUCAAUUCGUACUGUAGGAUGACUUAGGUUGACCGGUUCCUUCAGAAGCAUCAGCCGUUAAAGGAGGCUGUGACAUGCUGCGUAGUUGAUGGGGAACUGGUACGCCCAAGUGUAGAAAGAAAGCGGUCUUGAGGCCUUCGUAUACACGUGGGGAUUUGUCGCUUGAGAAGCAGCUAUCUCCAGAGCUGCGACGACACGCCACCGGCGUACAACUGUGCGUCUACCUGCGCGAAUCGCACGGUAUAUGACUGUGGGAACGGCAGGAUCACAGUUGCAAACGCCAAGGGUUGUCUAUCUUCGGCAGGCGCCGCUGUUGUUCCUGCUGGUCCAUAGCUGCGGGCGGGGCUUGAGUCGCUGGCGGGGCCGAGCCGGUUCUUGUUCGCGUUCUAAUUAUCAAGUUCUGGUUUCCAUUUAGGUUCCGGCUGAGGUGCGAUGAGCGGCCAGAUUUAUUCAGAAAGCUAGCCUGGCCAUGGAAGCGGACGCACUGAACCCAGCCGAGGAAUCGGCGAAUAUCGCGACCGUCUAGCCGGACGCCGAGCGUGUUCUCCACCGUGUGCAGGGCAAACUGUCUUCAUGGCUACCACACACACUAGCAGUGGCGCUACAGGUUCAUAGCGACUUUUCAACAUGGUGACUUUACACUUGCUAGCUGUACGGGAUUAUGCUAAACACACCGUGUCGUUCUCCGCGUUCAAAGUAGCUAGUUAUUGUGGCUUACGCAUUAGGGCUCUGCGAAAAGGACUCACUUAGGACUCACUAAAAGCGCAUUGUUGCGGGAAUGUAAACAGUUUUUGUCGUGCGCGUUCUUGUGUGAACUUCGUUAGUUUUAGUGAUCAUCGCACAUAUUUCGUACCCGUCAUCAAGCUUGUGUACUAGAUGACUGCACUGAUAUUGUGAGAGAACUGCCAAGCAACCGGACGGCUUGUUGCGAAAUGAUACGAGCUUGCUGUUCACCGUAUACGUGGCAUUCAACCACUCCGGUAGCGAAGCUAUUCUACAGGAAGACACGCUGAGAAAAUGACAGUCAUAUCAGGCGUGUGUGUGUUGCCGUGCAAGUAAUUUCUCGGUUUCUCGGUGAAUCAUUCAAGAACAAAGAAGCAACCCUGCAUAUGUGAGCUUGACUCGAAGAGCUUGACUUUUCCAUGUGCUACCGUAGCAUAACUGAACAAAAUACACUAACACGGAAAUUAAUUACUGCGCCGUUCAAUGUGGCUUGCGCACCACGUGAUGGCGUUGCAAAUGACAUUGCCUAAAUAGUUUUAUCAGCAACGGUUUUAUUUAUAGCGCUUCGGAAAAGAGAGAGUGGAAAGACGUCUUUAUUGAAAAGUCCCUGCUGGGUUCGGAAGGAAAAGAAAAUAUCGGGGAGCGCUGUCCUCCACACCACUAAACAGGACGUGGAGAACGCUGGCACACAACUUGUCUUCAACAGUUGAACACCAGCGUCCUCCCUGUCCUGUUCUCUUCUACUCUCCGAUUUCUUUGUUUCUUUCGAAGCACUGGAAAUGCAUCAUUUAUCAGAUAUCCAACUAGCAUAGCUUUCUGCCAUUAGUUCUGCGGAAUGCCAUAUGGAAUAGCAAGUGUGCUAUUGCACGUUGCCAUGGCUGCUCUCACCGAAGUGGCAUAUACAGCGGAAUAACAACGCAAGUUCGUUCUUGCUUACCGACUUAGCUGACUUAAAUAUAUAUAGAAAGGCAUGUCGUUUAUAGUUUCUGUAAUUAAACCGGAAUACAGUGUCGCGUGUGUCGCAGUCGAUAUUUUGCAGCGAAGCUGAAUAUGGCUAUGGUUCCGCGCAUUUUUGUUCUCUGUGAAGAAAAACUAUCGUCAUCAAUGGCUCAUACGCCCGUAAGCAUUCAUUUUCCCGUAAGCAAGCAAAAAAUAAAUAAUGAAAUAGUUUUUUCUUUA
Molecule: messenger RNA, 4955 nt
Organism: Dermacentor albipictus
Lineage: Eukaryota; Metazoa; Arthropoda; Arachnida; Ixodida; Ixodidae
Product: endothelin-converting enzyme-like 1
Biological process (GO): protein processing
Cellular component (GO): plasma membrane
Molecular function (GO): metalloendopeptidase activity
Source: RefSeq, a predicted model, not a curated record